Molecule: messenger RNA, 1105 nt
Organism: Dendronephthya gigantea
Lineage: Eukaryota; Metazoa; Cnidaria; Anthozoa; Malacalcyonacea; Nephtheidae
Product: spermatogenesis-associated protein 4-like
Exons: 8
Coding region: 255-1073 (272 amino acids)
Biological process (GO): regulation of cytoskeleton organization
Cellular component (GO): axoneme
Molecular function (GO): microtubule binding
Source: RefSeq, a predicted model, not a curated record
UGUGCUUAAGAGGAAGCGUCCCUACUUUUUCGCGGCGAAUUUUUUCGCUAACCAAUCCCAUCACCAGAUUUCAGUUAUCGCGUCGCGCACUCAGUGGUCGCGCAAAUAAAUUCGCCUAAUUCAUCACAUAGCAACAGUUGUUGUGCUUGGCAACAAGCCUUAGCAACAAGAAGCUUUAAUGGAAACCAAAGGACGUAAAAAGAAAACUGAUAAAUAUUUCAAAAUAGACGUUAGAAUUAAGAGAAAUUAAAAGCAUGAGUGGGCUACCGCGUGACAUUUUAAAAUGGAUUCAAAGUUUAGACCUUAGUCACCCUGUAAGGAAUAGUAAAAGAGAUUUUUCAAAUGGGUACCUUGUAGCUGAAAUUUUUUCUUGGUAUUACCCUCAAGAAGUUACUAUGCAUUCUUAUGCAAAUGGUACAUCUUUGGAAGCCAAAGUUGGCAAUUGGUCACAGCUAACAAGGUUUUUUCAGAAACAGUCAUUUGACAUACCCAAAGAACUUGUUGAUGGCGUUAUUCACUGUAAGCCAGGUGCUGCACAGUUAUUCGUCCAAAUUAUUUAUUCACUUCUUACUAAUAGAAGUUUGAAAACAGUUCAAGCAAAUGACGUUGAUUUUACAGAUUUUAGUUACCAGAAUACACUUCCUUUGCACGCUCGCUCGACAGCGUCUCAGUCAGUGAAGAAUAAUAUUUCCAACUCUGAACUUUGUACAGAACCUGAUAAAAUUACAUGUACCCAAAAGGCUGAACUGAUUAUCAAUAAACACGUUGAACGUCGGAAGCAAGAGCGAAUGGGUGAUCCUGGAAGAUACGGCAUAAAACCAUCACUAGGAGAACGAAGCAUAAGAAAACCACCAACCUUCGAUACUGCUCAAAGUUACCAGACUAAUGCUACUGAUGAAACUUCCCAGAAUUUCGAGAGAUUACAACUAACAACAGCAGAAACUGAAGGCGUAUCAACACUUCAACCCGACCAGUUACAAGAACUAAAUGUUGAACAACAUGAAAAACAUUUUCCACAAUUCUCUGGAAUGAACAGCUCUACAGCAACCAACGCAGGAAUCUAUUCAUAUUAAUUAGAAAUUAUGCCCGCAUGCAUUACCGGCUG